Propithecus coquereli (Coquerel's sifaka) is the source of this 3164-nucleotide messenger RNA. It is a transcript of the gene GATAD2A, whose product is annotated as GATA zinc finger domain containing 2A. Lineage: Eukaryota; Metazoa; Chordata; Mammalia; Primates; Indriidae. Gene Ontology annotation, cellular component: NuRD complex. Bases 141 to 2033 code for a protein of 630 amino acids. Gene Ontology annotation, molecular function: sequence-specific DNA binding. The record is from RefSeq and is a predicted model, not a curated record. The transcript has 13 exons. Gene Ontology annotation, biological process: negative regulation of transcription by RNA polymerase II.
CGCGAACCCGCGCGCUGCCCUAGGGCCCGGCCGACCCGUGGCCGGGUUGAUCAGUACGUUGACGCAAGUUGCCUUUUGACAUUGCUGCAGCUAUGGCCGACUGGUAGGACCAGCAUCCUGUACCCCAAAGCCAGUUCAGAAUGACUGAAGAAGCAUGCCGAACACGGAGUCAGAAACGAGCUCUUGAACGGGACCCAACGGAGGACGAUGUGGAGAGCAAGAAAAUAAAAAUGGAGAGAGGAUUGUUGGCUUUGGAUUUAAACACUGACAGAGACAUGAGGGUGAUGCCUGAGCCAGGAGCUGGCCCAGCCCAAGGGUUGCUGAGGGCAACAGAGGCUAUGGGCAGAGGUGAAGGACUUGCAGGUGAAGGGCCUGUGGACAUGCGCACCUCACACAGUGACAUGAAGUCUGAGAGGAGACCUCCCUCACCUGAUGUGAUCGUGCUGUCUGACAACGAGCAGCCCUCGAGCCCUAGGGUGAAUGGCCUGAGCACGGUGGCCUUGAAGGAGACCAGCACUGAGGCCCUCAUGAAGAGUAGUCCUGAAGAACGAGAGAGGAUGAUCAAGCAACUGAAAGAAGAGUUAAGAUUAGAAGAAGCAAAACUCGUUUUGUUGAAAAAGUUACGGCAGAGUCAAAUACAAAAGGAAGCCACCACCCAGAAGCCCGCAGGCUCCACAGGGAGCACCGUGACCACCCCUCCCCCGCUCGUGCGGGGUACACAAAGCAUUCCUGCUGGCAAGCCAUCGCUUCAGACCUCUUCAACUCGAAUACCUGGGAGUGUCAUCCCCCCACCCCUGGUCCGCGGUGGGCAGCAGACGUCCUCGAAGCUGGGGCCGCAGGCGAGCUCGCAGGUUGUCAUGCCCCCGCUUGUCAGAGGGGCCCAGCAAAUCCAUAACAUCAGACAACAUUCCAGCACGGGGCCGCCGCCCCUCCUUCUGGCCCCCCGGGCAUCUGUGCCCAGUGUGCAAAUUCAGGGACAGAGAAUCAUCCAGCAGGGCCUCAUCCGUGUCGCCAAUGUCCCCAACACCAGUCUGCUCGUCAACAUCCCACAGCCCACCCCAGCAUCGCUGAAGGGGACAACAGCCACCUCCGCUCAGGCUAACUCCACCCCCACCAGUGUGGCCUCCUCGGUCACCUCCACUGAGUCUCCAGCUAGCCGGCAGGCAGCUGCCAAGCUCGCGCUGCGCAAACAGCUGGAGAAGACGCUGCUUGAGAUCCCCCCUCCCAAGCCCCCUGCCCCAGAGAUGAAUUUCCUGCCCAGCGCUGCCAACAACGAGUUCAUCUACCUGGUGGGCCUGGAGGAGGUGGUGCAGAACCUACUUGAGACACAAGCAGGCAGGAUGUCGGCCGCUGUUGUGCUGUCCCGGGAGCCCUACAUGUGUGCGCAGUGCAAGACAGACUUCACGUGCCGCUGGCGGGAGGAGAAGGGCGGCGCCAUCAUGUGUGAGAACUGCAUGACGACCAACCAGAAGAAGGCGCUCAAGGUGGAGCACACGAGCCGGCUGAAGGCCGCCUUCGUGAAGGCGCUGCAGCAGGAGCAGGAGAUUGAGCAGCGGCUCCUGCAGCAGGGCACGGCCCCCUCGCAGGCCAAGGCUGAGCCGGCCGCCGCCCCACACCCCGCGCUGAAGCAGGUCAUAAAACCCCGGCGUAAGUUGGCGUUCCGCUCAGGAGAGGCCCGCGACUGGAGUAACGGGGCUGUGCUACAGGCCUCCAGCCAGCUGUCCCGGGGCUCAGCCACCACGCCCCGAGGUGUCCUACACACGUUCAGCCAGUCACCCAAACUGCAGAACGCAGCCUCGGCCACAGCUCUGGUCAGCAGGACGGGCAGGCAUUCCGAGCGAGCCGUGGGCACUGGCAAGGGCAGCGCCGCCUCCAACUGGAAGAAGACGCCCCUCAGCGCAGGCGGGACCCUUGCGUUUGUCAGCCCAAGCCUGGCAGUGCACAAGACCUCCUCGGCUGUGGACCGCCAGCGAGAGUACCUCCUCGACAUGAUCCCGCCACGCUCCAUCCCUCAGUCAGCCACGUGGAAAUAGUGCGAGGCAGGCCCAGCGGAGGACAGGCUCCCUCCUCCCCCCACCUGGCCCCUGGUCUAGAAGUUCACGCUGCACCAUCCUCCGCUCGUUCGGGAAGACACCGUGCUGACCCCAGAGGGCGCUGCAGAAGGGAGACCUGUAUUCUUGGCUGCAAAGUCCAGGCGCGGUGUGGGGGCCUGUGCUGCCUCACAGGUGGACAAGGGUUGUGACUGGGGGACCUUUUCCCAUGGGUUUUCUUCCUUUCUCUUUGCCUUUAGUUUGCCCGACACCAGCAGAAAAAGUGGACCUUGGGGGCUGGUCCUGCUCCUGGCCCCCGCGUUCAGCCCCCAGCAGGCGCGCGGGCAGCUUACCCUGGACACUGUGACAAGCUCGGGCGAGGCUGGCGCCCAGGGCUUCUGAACUGAGCGGGGCAUUUUUCGUUUUUGUUUUUCCCCUUCUUAGCCUCCCAAUCUCUGACUGCCUUCCUCCAUGGCAAUCUAUAGGUCGAAAGUUUUUUGUUUUUUUUUUUUAAGUCGCCUCAUAAUGAUGGAGUUAAAAGUAAACCGUGCAGACCCCAGGGUCCCUGUUGUGCACGGUGUUGUCCUGCCAGCCCUGUGUCCUGAAGGGUGGGCCACUGAUGGCACCGUGGCCCUGGGCGGGACGAGCGGCCCGCCCCAGUUACUGACAGAUGCAGGGGUGGCCGACAGCGUGGCUCCGGCCAAAAGCCUCCGUUGCUACUCCUUCCGGAGACCCUGGGACCUCCACUUAGCAGAAGAACAAACUGAAAGCCAGACCCCGCUGCGAGAACCAGGGAUUCCAGAAGCGGUGAGCUGCCCACGGAGCCGGGAGAAGCGGGUUGAGUCGGCAAUGCUGCCCAGAAGCCUGAGCUAGAAGUUGGGGGGCUGGGCUGUUGUGGAGUUUUUUGUUGUUGUGGUUUAUUAAAAUUUUUUCCUUUUCUUUUUAUAUUCAUCUUGAUGGACACAAUUUUAAGCCACCCUGGCCUUGCUCCUGUCUGUUGAGCAUGCCCAGGUGUGUCCGGGUGGGGAGGCGCAGUCUAGGUGCGUGGUAGCUGCCCCCAGACUCCAGGAUUUCCGUUUGGGUCUAGUUUAGAACCUUCUCCUUAAAGCUGGGGGUUGCUGUCAGGGUUUGCUU